This is a messenger RNA of Caenorhabditis angaria, 1056 nucleotides long. Lineage: Eukaryota; Metazoa; Nematoda; Chromadorea; Rhabditida; Rhabditidae. The record is from the annotation of a GenBank genome assembly.
AUGUGCUCGAAAAGAAGUGUUCGUUCGACAAAUGCUCAACAACAAAGUGUGGUGUGUCGAAUUUGUUUCGACUAUGAAACGGUACGGUUUUGCGCCUUUGAAAUUACUGUAGAUCGCUGCAAGACCAAAAAUGAUGUAUUUUGAAACAGAAUACGGUGGUUUUCAGGUUUUGGAGCGAAAAAAAAUUGACGAUAGAUUUCCCUGCGCGAGAACCCGGAAAUUUCAACAAUUUUCGAAUUUCGGUCAAAAAUUCUAGUUUUGACGGAAAUUUCUUACGAAAAUUGAUGACAUUUCAAGGUUCAGGCAGAUUUAUGCUCUAAAUACAAUUAUUUCCUCACAGAAAACCAACAAACUAAUCCGCCCAUGCUCGUGCUCGGGCUCCGUCGCUUAUACACACACCCCGUGUUUGGAGCAAUGGGUAAAAGCCACCGGUCACAUAAAAUGCACAAUUUGUGGCGAUGAGUUCGUUCUGGAGCCGUUGGGAAUGCGAAAAUGGUGGGAAAUGUCAUUUCCGAGACCAUUGUCUGAUUUGAGCGAAGAUGUUAUGGAUUUUGUGUGUGCGAUUGCUUGGAUUUUGUAUAUGGCGAGGUUGGUUUGGCAAAAAAAAAUUGACGAUAGGUUCCCCUGUGCGGAACCUAUAAAAUUCCAGUCAUUUUCAGAUUUUCAAGCCUGAAAUUCAACAAAUUUCAGGCAAAAAAUUAUGAAAUGACUGGAAUUUCAAGGUCCGGCUCAUUUUUUAAACAUUUUCUAUCGGUUAUUUGAUCAACAAAUACAAAAUUUUGCAGAUUUGCCUAUCUCGGAGUGUAUUAUGGUCCCCGUGUAAUGAUGUCCGCUUUAGAUGAAGCAAUGGGAAAUGGGACGAUUCGAAUGAUUUGGUGGAUAUCUUUUUGGUUUAAUUGCCUGUAUUAUGGUUGUAUGACUUCGUUGAUUUAUGAGAAAUGGCUUAUGGAUAACACAAUUUAUACGUUCAAGGAUAAAAGUUCGAAAAAUUUUGAGGAAAUGUCGAAGAUGAGUAGGAAAUCGAGAAUUUCGAUGAUUUCGCCGCAGAAAAAGUGA